This is a messenger RNA of Cryptomeria japonica (Japanese cedar), 4108 nucleotides long. RefSeq lists its product as uncharacterized. NCBI's taxonomy places the organism in Eukaryota, Viridiplantae, Streptophyta, Pinopsida, Cupressales, Cupressaceae. The record is from RefSeq and is a predicted model, not a curated record. Bases 279 to 3509 code for a protein of 1076 amino acids. The transcript has 27 exons. Gene Ontology annotation, molecular function: ATP hydrolysis activity; ATP binding. Gene Ontology annotation, cellular component: mitochondrial outer membrane.
CAACCUCAUGCGAUUUGAUGAAGACCUAGUGAAACAAUCAAAAUUAGUCCAAGACAAGCCCUUCAAAGACAAGAAGACCUCCUAGAAUAAUCUUCGAGGGUAAAACCAAAAGGUUCAACAAGCCCUACAGGGGCCAAAUGGCCAGGAAGAUUCGAGGAGUCCUCUUCAACACAAACGGAUCUCUCUAAGUGACUUGCAGGUCUUAACUGUAUGUCUGUGGACAAAAUCAGUGGAUGUUAAAUACUAGCACAUCAAUAUAAGUAUCUAGGGAUUCUGCAAUGUAUGCCAGAAGAUUCAGAUGUAAACGACAGAAUGCAUGGCAAAGAUUUCAUGGAGUCCAAAAUUGCUGUAAGGAUGUCUUCUAUAGAAGUGGAUGCAGACAAUUCUAUGCAUUUGAUUAUCAUACUAAUAGGUGGGGAACUCAAAAAGGUCUCCCUCUAAAAUAUUUAUUACCUUUAAGGGGAUUACAGAAAAGUGACCCAUCCAGUGUUCCAAGUCUCUGCAAUCCAAGUUUAAGCUAUAGAAGGAAUCUGAUUUCUAGUGGUCAUGCUCAAAUCAGUGGAUCAAGGAUUGGGUUUGUUUCACCCCAGGAGAUUGGAAAGCCUUUUCAGUCAAGUUUUUCAGUGAGGUUUUCUAGUUCAAAAGGUGAUGGACCAAGUAGUAGUGAGGAGAAACAUGUCCCGGUAAAGGAUGGUGGGGAUCAUGAUAAAACCAAGGAGGUUGCUGAUGAAUCUCUUGGAAAACCAGAAAUUAAGGAAUACAAACCUCCAAUUUCAGAGUCUAAGGAUCAUGCUCGUUUGGGUGAACAAGAACAGAAAGAGUGGCUUGAAUUUCAAAGGAUAAUUUCUGAAAACAGGAAGCUAGAAACAGUAUUAGUAUCUACAAAAACAAAGUUUCGGUAUGAUUAUAUGCGAAGAUUGGUGCCUUGGGAGGCGAACAGUGUGUCCUGGGAAACAUUUCCAUACUUUGUGGAGCUACAUACUAAAGAUAUUUUAUUGGAAUGUGCAACUGCUCACUUGAAAUGUCACAAAUUUGCAUCAAUAUAUGGCAAAAAUUUGAGUUCCUCAAGUUGCAGGAUUUUAUUACAGAGCAUGCCAGGAACAGAGCUAUAUAGAGAGCGAUUAGUGAAAUCCCUCGCUCAUCAUUUACAAGUGCCACUGUUAACUCUUGACAGUAGUGUUCUUGCUCCUCAUGAUUUUAGUGAAGAAAGUGCAUCAGAAGUAGAGACUGAUGAUGAAACUGAACACGGAGAAACUGGGGAAGAAUGUUCGUCAGGGUCGGAUGUAGAUGAUGAGAAUGAUGGAAGUCAUGAAGAAGAGUGGACAAGUAGUGAAGGAAAAUAUGAUGCUAGUGAUGAAGAGGAACGCCAAUCCGCUUUGGCAACAACUCUUAAAAAUCUUUCCAAUGGGCUUGAGGACUUAGAAAAGGUGAUAACGAGAGUUUCUGGGGAAGACUGUGAAGAUACAAAACAUUCUUCAAAAGAAUCUGAUGACUCCGAAUCAUCACAGAAAUCAGAAAAUGUUUACAAGAAAGGAGAUCGUAUAAAAUAUAUUGGAGUGCAUGAAGGCGGUGCAGGAAAAAACAGGGUUGCUUUGGGGAAGAUAACUACAUGCCUUGGCCCAAUCAAUGCUUACACAUACAUCAAUGGAAGGCCUUUGGGUACAGGCCAACGUGGGGAGGUUUAUGAAGUAAAUGGCAAUAAAGUUGCCAUUCUAGUUGACAGUGAAAUCCCAAAAUGGGAUGCUUCAAAGGAAGAGAAGAGUUCUGGGCAAGCUGAAAGACCUUCCUUGUACUUAGUUGACAUUCAAGACAUUGAGCAUGAUUCAGACGCAGAGACAGAAGAGUGCUUUAUUGCUGUGGAAGCCCUUCAUGAGACAAUCAUGUCACUGGGACCAGUUAUUGUAUAUUUUCCCGAUUUUUCACAAUGGUUAGCGAGGGCUGUUCCAAAGUCGAGACGAAAAGAGUUAAUAAAAAAGGUAGGGGAAAUGCUUGAUCAAAUAUCUGGACCAGUGGUUAUGAUCUGUGGACAAAAUAAGGCAGAAGCAGAGACAAAAGAUAGAGAUAAAUUUACAAUGGUAUUGCCCCAUAUUGGACGACUUACCCGGCUGCCAAUACCCCUGAAACAUCUCACUGAAGGAUUGAAAGCUGGAAAAGCAUCAAAAAUUGAUAACUUGAGUAAACUUUUUUCCAAUGUUCUUAGCAUCCAUCCUCCAAAGGAUGAGGAGAUACUUAAGACAUUCAAUAAACAGCUAGAGGAGGACAGAAGAAUUAUAAUUUCUCGAAGCAAUCUAAGUGAGCUACAUAAAGUUCUUGAGGAGCAUAAACUGUUUUGCCACGAUCUAUUACAUAUCCACACUGAUGGUGUGAUACUAACGAGUCAAAAUGCCGAGAAAGUGAUUGGCUGGGCUCGGAAUCAUUAUCUAUCCAUUUGUGGCACAUCACCUGCAGUAAGUGGUGAACGUCUUUGUCUUCCUCGGGAGAGUCUAGAAAUUGCUCUCUCAAGGUUGAAAGAGGAGGAGAGUUAUAAUAAAAAGCCAACUCAAGAUCUUAAGAAAUUAGCACGGGAUGAGUAUGAGAGCAAUUUUCUCUCCGCUGUUGUUCCUCCAAAUGAAGUCGGUGUAAAAUUUGAUGAUAUUGGGGCACUUGAAGAUGUGAAAAAUACAUUGCAAGAACUGGUUACACUUCCCAUGCGGAGGCCAGAGCUUUUCCGUGAUGGAAACCUUUUGAGGCCAUGUAAAGGAGUGCUGUUGUUUGGUCCUCCUGGAACUGGGAAGACCCUGCUAGCAAAAGCACUUGCUACUGAAGCUGGUGCAAAUUUUAUAAGUAUCACAGGUUCAACGCUUACUUCAAAGUGGUUUGGGGAUGCCGAAAAGCUGACAAAGGCCCUUUUCUCAUUUGCAAGCAAACUUGCGCCGGUCAUCAUAUUUGUUGAUGAAGUAGACAGCCUUCUUGGAGCACGUGGUGGUGCUUCUGAACAUGAAGCAACAAGAAGAAUGCGUAACGAAUUUAUGGCGGCUUGGGAUGGGCUGCGGUCUAAAGAAAAUCAGAGAAUACUAAUACUUGCUGCUACCAAUCGACCAUUUGAUCUUGACGAUGCGGUCAUCCGACGGUUGCCUAGAAGAAUAUAUGUCGAUUUACCAGAUGCUAACAAUCGAGCGAAAAUUUUGCGGGUUAUUCUUGCUCAAGAGAGAUUGGAUAGUGGUUUUGAUUUUAAUGAUUUAGCUCAUGCUACAGAAGGUUAUUCUGGCAGUGAUUUGAAGAACCUAUGCAUUGCAGCAGCAUACAGGCCUAUCCAAGAACUUCUGGAAGAAGAGAAAAAGGUUGGAAGGCAAAUAAAUCCGUCAACUUCUCUACGGAUGCUCACUGUAGAUGAUUUUAUUGAGGCAAAGAAGAAGGUUGGUGCAUCUGUUUCUUAUGAUGCUGUGAGCAUGAAUGAACUUAGAAAAUGGAAUGAACAAUAUGGUGAAGGGGGUAGCAGGAAGAGGUCACCAUUUGGUUUUGUCAACUAAACAAUAAGGAUGCAUUAAGGCGUAAACUUUAUUUAAAGGCAGCUCAAUCACACGAGCUCGAAAGUCAGUUCAGAGUCUAUUUGGUCGAUGCCUGGGUGCAUGACAGUGCAGCAUUGCAAAUUUUUGGGAAUUCAUUUUAUUCAAUGGAACUUGUUUUAUAAGUUAUUAGUUUAUUGAUCCUUCGAGUACCUAGAUGAUUCUCAUCUUUGUGAGAAUUGUGAUUUCGGGAGAGCAUGAUUAUAUAUGCUAACCAGGUUAUGAUGAUAGGUCAUGCAAAUAAGCGAAGCAAUAUUUUUCACAAGCCCCUUUGUUCAACAGUGAUUGCAUGACAUUGUAAUGUUGUAAUCAAUGGAAAAUAAGUUUUUAUUUUAUCUAAUAGAAUCUGGUUUGUCAAUCAGUGCAUCAUCUUGAUUCUUACAUACAUUUAAUUAUCCUUCUCCUGAAUGUAUUAUGCUUGAAAAUAGCUGUAAAUGCUAUUUCAAGCCAGUGACUUGCCAUGCAAAAAAGGAACCAAUAUUUAGCUGAAUUUUGUUUAGUUUCAAACUUUCAAGUAACAAAUGAGACUUGAAUAAGGAAAGCAUAUACAGAGUUUUGCAUUU